This is a messenger RNA of Erpetoichthys calabaricus (reedfish), 4906 nucleotides long. RefSeq names its product protein transport protein Sec24C. Gene Ontology annotation, molecular function: zinc ion binding; SNARE binding. Gene Ontology annotation, biological process: endoplasmic reticulum to Golgi vesicle-mediated transport; intracellular protein transport; COPII-coated vesicle cargo loading. NCBI's taxonomy places the organism in Eukaryota, Metazoa, Chordata, Cladistia, Polypteriformes, Polypteridae. Gene Ontology annotation, cellular component: COPII vesicle coat; endoplasmic reticulum exit site. The record is from RefSeq and is a predicted model, not a curated record.
GAAAGGCCGGGGGCGGGGUCAGCAGCGUCCUCACUUCGGCGGAGAAGCGACGUUCAGAUUGUAACCAAAUCGGUUUCAUCGCCAACCGAUAUCCGGUCCGGACCGGCCUGGUGAGGCCCAGUGAACUAGCUGAACUGCUCAGGUUUGUGUACUUCAGUAAUGAGCUCAGAAUGAAUGUUAACCAGCAGACACAUAUGUCCUCUACUCAUGGUCAGUCUCAGCCUGUAUUCCCAGGUUACCACCAGUCAGGCUACAGUGGGCAGCCCCUGACUGGAGGACCGCCAACCCAAUAUGCACCAUACAAUGGGCCUGUUUUAGGAUACCAGCAAGGGCCAGCUGUGCAAGGUUAUUCCCCUUAUUCCAGUUUUCCCGCUAAGGCUCUUGCUUCUGACCUGUCUUCUUCUACUCCUCUUGAUUUAGGCCCAGUAAGACCUCCACCUACCUCUAUGGCUCCUCCUGUCUCAUCACAACAGCCAUAUAACCAUUCCUCUCAGAUUGAUGCUCAAAAUGGCCCAGCAGCUGUGUCUAACCUACAUCACAGGCCCCUAGACACCCAAACGUAUCUUCCAGGAGGCAUCUCCCCAGGAGUGAAUCAACAAUAUGGAGCCCAGCCUACUAGCGCACACCAGAUAUCAAAUCAGAUGGCAGGAAUGCAUAUCUCCUCAACUGAUCCCUCUUCAGUAAUGCCUGUAUAUGCUCCAUCAUCUGCACACGUUGCAACAACUUCAGUACCGUCUAGUUUUCCUUCACAUUCUGUGUCCCAUGCUAGCCAGCAGCAUAGCAGUCCACCUUCUCUACCUGCUUUUUCUUCAGCAACUGGAGGUCCACCAUCUUCUUCACAGAUUCCAUAUUCUUCAACACCACUUUCUUCACAGACCAUGUAUUCAGCACCUCCACCUCCCCAACAACCUUCCUUUUCAACAGCGUCCCCAUCUUCACAGCCUCCUUAUUCAACAGCACCUCCCACUUCACAGGCUCCUUUUUCAAAAGUCCCGCCUUCCACACAACCUCCUUAUUCUGCAGGUCCACCCACUGUGCAGCCUCCUUAUUCUGUAGCUCCACCCACUGUCCAGCCUCCUUAUUCUGCUGCUCCACCCUCUUCACAGACUCCUUACAGUGGUGCUCCAUCUCCUUACUCUGGGGCACAGCCCCCAUCGCAGCCUUACUCUGGCCCUCAGUCUCCCUAUUCCAGUGCCCCAUCUCUUUCACAGCCCCCCUUUUCAGGCACACAGCCUCCCCCUCAAUUUCCUAGUGCUCCCCCUUCUCGGUUUGGAGGUCCACCUGUAAGACCUUCUGGAAUGCAGGGACCUCCUCUGCCACAGCCUUCUCUUUCAGAACCCCUAUCUUCUCAAGCAAAUCAUAUUGCUCCUGGUUCCCUGCAAUCAGGUGUAGGGCUUCCCAGAGGACCACCAGCUGCAGGAAUGCAUAAUCAGCCUUCCCAAAUGGGAUCACAUGGAUUCCAGCCUCAGCAGAAUGGUGCAUUUGGUCAGGUUCGUGGACCACAGCCUGCUUAUGGAGGGUCCUAUUCAGGCUCCCAGAAUUUUGGAGCUCAACCCCCACCACCUGCAGCCCCUCCACAAUCACGACUUGACCCAGAUGCAAUUCCAAGUCCACAAACCACUGAGCUACCUGCAGUGCAGAAAACAAGACAUAGAAUAGACCCAGAUGCGAUUCCCAGCCCAAUCCAGGUGAUUGAGGAUGAUAAAGCAAACCGUGGAAAUGAGCCUUUUACCACAAGCAUAAGGGGUCAAGUACCACCACUGGUCACAACUCGGUUUCAGGUGAAAGAUCAAGGAAAUGCAAGCCCUCGUUAUAUUAGAUGCACAGCCUACAAUAUUCCUUGUACUUCAGACAUGGCCAAACAAUCACAGAUUCCUUUGGCUGCUGUUAUAAAACCUCUGGCACAACUUCCCCCAGAUGAGGCACUCCCCUACAUUGUAGACCAUGGAGAAACUGGCCCAAUUCGUUGUAACCGGUGCAAAGCUUAUAUGUGUCCCUUCAUGCAGUUCAUUGAAGGAGGUCGCCGUUUCCAAUGUGGCUUCUGUAGCUGUGUGUCUGAAGUACCACCUCACUACUUCCAGCAUUUAGACCACACUGGGAAGCGUGUUGACUACUGUGAACGCCCAGAGCUAUCCAUGGGGACAUAUGAGUUCUUGGCCACUGUAGACUACUGCAAAAAUAAUAAGAUUCCCCAACCUCCGGCCUUCAUCUUCCUAAUUGAUGUUUCGUACAAUGCAGUCAAAAAUGGCUUGGUUAGCCUAAUCUGUGAAGAACUCAAAACUCUGCUGGACUGUCUACCCAGGGAAGGUCCUGAUGGAGAAUCUUCUAUCCGAGUAGGUUUUAUCACCUACAACAAAGUGCUGCACUUCUACAAUGUGAAGAGCUCCUUGGCUCAGCCACAGAUGAUGGUUGUCUCGGAUGUUGCAGACAUGUUUGUACCUUUGCUGGAUGGUUUCCUGGUUAACGUUAAUGAGUCUAGGGCAGUAAUCAACAGUUUGCUGGAGCAAAUUCCUGACAUGUUUGCUGAUACCCGGGAGACAGAGACAGUCUUUGGACCAGUGAUUCAGGCUGGCUUGGAGGCACUCAAGGCUGCAGACUGUGCUGGGAAACUCUUCAUUUUCAACUCAACACUUCCUAUUGCAGAGGCUCCUGGGAAGCUAAAGAACAGAGAAGACAAGAAGUUAAUUGGUACAGACAAGGAAAAGACGCUAUUUCAGCCUCAAACCAGUUUCUAUGGGAGUCUUGCAAAAGACUGCGUGGCCCAGGGGUGCUGUGUGGAUCUUUUCCUUUUCCCCAACCAGUAUGUAGAUGUUGCCACGCUAGGGGUUGUCCCCCUACAAACGGGAGGCUCUGUCUAUAAAUACACAUACUUCCAGGUUGCCGUUGAUGGAGAGCGAUUCUUGAAUGACCUUCGUAGGGAUGUGCAAAAGCAAAUUGGCUUUGAUGCUGUCAUGAGAGUGCGGACUAGCACUGGUAUCAGGGCAACAGAUUUUUUUGGAGCUUUUUAUAUGAGCAACACGACUGACGUGGAGCUGGCUGGUCUGGAUUCUCAUAAGACAGUAACAGUGGAGUUUAGACAUGAUGACAAGCUCAGCGAGGAAAGUGGAGCAUUCAUACAGUGUGCAGUUCUAUAUACUAGCUGCAGUGGUCAGAGAAGACUGCGUGUCCAUAAUUUGUCUCUCAACUGCUGUACACAGUUGGCUGAACUCUACAGGAAUUGUGAGACUGACUGCCUGAUUAAUUUCUUUGCUAAAUAUGCCUACCGCAGUGUCCUAAAUGGAACAACAAAAUCUGUAAGAGACGGUCUAAUAAACCAGACUGCACAGAUCCUAGCUUGCUAUCGCAAGAAUUGUGCAAGCCCCUCAUCAGCAGGACAGCUUAUCUUGCCCGAGUGCUUAAAACUUCUCCCAGUAUAUUUAAACUGUGUCUUGAAAAGUGAUGUGCUCCAGCCGAGUGCGGAUGUGUCUAUUGAUGACCGUGCCUACCUUCGGCAGCUUGUUACCUCAAUGGAUGUUGCUGAAAGCCAUGUUUUCUUCUAUCCACAACUUCUGCCUUUGCAAAAACUUGAUGUGGAAAGUGAGGCUGUACCUGUUGCAAUACGUGAUUCAGAAGAACGACUGUCCAAGGGUGGAAUCUACCUUCUAGAGAAUGGACUGAACCUGUUCCUGUGGGUAGGGGCUAACGUUCAACAGGAACAGCUUCUUAACAUCUUUAACACACCCACAUUUGGACAGGUCGACCCAAAUAUGACAAACCUGCCUGUGCUGGAUAAUCCUUACUCUAGGAAAUUAAGAACUCUUAUUGAUUGCUUGAGAGUACAGAGACCACGAUACAUGAAGUUGCUGGUAGUGAAGCAGGAGGACAAAUUAGAACUGAUUUUCAAGCGUUUCUUGAUGGAGGACAAGAGCAGUAGUGGUGGCGGCCUCAUAUGCGGACUCUCCUGUGUCACAUGCACAAGGAAACUUCGACAGCUGCUUAGCUAGGAGGAGGGGCAGUCCCCAGCAAAUGCCUCACAAUCAUAGACUCUUAACUUUUUUUUUGUAAUUGACAAGACUAAAAAUCUAAGGAAAACCCCUUCUGAAUGGAAUUCCACUAUCUUCUCCUCACUGGACUUGUGUUCUUUACUUUCUUGAAUCCUCAAGUCAUUAACAGGGCAGAGAUAACGGGUUGCCUGUCAAGACUCUCCUGGCUUGCAUCUCAGAUCUAUCGGAAUAUCCGUAAUAAUAUACAAGACCACCUGUGCUUUGUGUAGCACGGCAAAAGCAUAGGAAGAACACUUUCUAAAUGGAUUAUUCUGACAGCGGAUGACAAAAGCCACGGUGGGAUGUGUUGACUGUAAAGCAAACAUAUGAAUUGGAGAAAACACAAAUCAUAGCAAAUGGAAUAAAACCCUCCUGAGAUUUAUUUUUCUAAUCUGCAUAGUUUCCCUGGCAUCACCAGGCUGUACCCACACACUGUUUCCUCUGUGUGCGUUUUCAUUGUUUUUAUUCUCUGUCUGACUGGUGGUGUUGUCUCUGAGGGUCAUCAGAGGAAUUUUCUGCUCCUUUAGAAUCAGUCAUCAGACUAACUGAGUAUCUGGCCUUUCAGAGUCAUGAGGCGAAUUAUAAGGCUGUCCAGCCUUCUCUCAUUAGCUGUUCUCAUAAGAAUCUUCAGAUUUGCCCCAGAGCUUAACAUUUGAGUUAACCACGCAUUAAAACUGCAUUGCGCAGGCAGGCUGCCAGCUAAAGUGUCCUAUGAAAACAGUUUUUAAGAGACGAGUUGGGCAGCUUCAAUGUUUAAGCUGAUGGCAGGGUGGCGUGUAGUUAAAGACAGUAUGAUCGUGACUUGCAGAGUUUUGAUUUAUUAACUACAAAGUUAAAAAGGAGAAAGAUUUAAUAAAUGGAAUUAUUUACCAUUUUUUUUUCUG